Messenger RNA from Mytilus californianus (California mussel), 4207 nucleotides. RefSeq lists its product as uncharacterized. The transcript has 2 exons. Lineage: Eukaryota; Metazoa; Mollusca; Bivalvia; Mytilida; Mytilidae. The record is from RefSeq and is a predicted model, not a curated record. The coding region runs from base 1201 to 3156 and encodes 651 amino acids.
AAAAUUCUAAAUUAUUUAACGAACAAAUAUCAUCAAGAUAACGGUAAGUGUUGUUGAAUUUAUAAAUUAAAUGCAAUUCUUUAUAAUGUAAAAUAACGGGCAACGUUAUACUCUUGAAAACCAUCUUAUUGGCUAUGAAAAACAAGCUUAAAAUGUUAAUGAAACUUUUUUCAAAUAACCCGAGAUUUCGUUUGAACAUGGAAACAGGAGACACAAAAUUUUGCACCACCUAUCAAAAAAUGCUUCAAUAUAUUUUUGUAUGACAUCAUCAAUAUUGCAUCUUUUUAUAUGUUUGUUCCAUAAGUAUUGUUUGUUUUGAUUUGCUUAUGAAGAGGGUUGUUUGAAUUAGUAACUUUAAAUCAAAUUUUCAAUUUCAAAAUUCGACAUUUUUUGAAAAUGACCCAGGUAUGUCUAUUGGUAGAAAUUAGUUUAGAUUUAGUAGAGAAUUUAAAUGGGAUGGACUGUCUUCUACAAAUGGUCCCAUUUGUUUUAGGUCUGAUGGAUAAUAUGGCAGCCCUAGGUAACAUUUGACUCUGAGUGGCCAAUUUACAGAAUAUAAAGGGACGAAUAUUUAUUUUUGAGGAGAUCGGGCGGGCACCAUUCUGAUUUUUUUCUUUAUUUUAGUGUCAAAAUAUUUUUUUAUAUUCGUGGGAAAAUAGUGGCAUCAGAAAGAAGAAAACAAACCAAAUGAAUAGUAAAGGUCAAGUAUUCCUUCGAAAGUUUUCUGACCGGUAUGCAAUACAUAUGUGUCACACAUGUCACAUGUUCCAUUAGUUGUAGCCACAAUCGUGUCCUCCUUUUCUCGAUUGUUACAUUACCGAAUGUGACUUAUUAUCUAAUUUCAACUUUCAAACCUUCAAACUAGCAACACGACGGCUGUUUCUUGUAUAUCGUACUUCCCUCUUUGACCCUCCAUUAGUUAUUAUGAUACUGCAUGUUAUCGUUUGAAAAUUUCAAGCUGAGAAUAACUGGGGAUUACCGAAGUUUAUUUAUAGAAAAUGAAAGGUACAAUUUAUUUUGCAACUGGAAUGUCCCGACCAUAGUCGUUCUUUCUUAAUUUGGGAAAUCCUAAGAUUGGUAGAGUUUAAUGAGUUUGACUCAAACUUUUUGUGUUGUCACUAUCGUUUAAGUCACAUCUAUUAUCUAUGGAACAUUAAAUAUUUAUAAUAAAUACUAUAUGACAUUUUCAACAGGUUGAAUAUGGCACAGAUAUAUGCACCUUUACACAACAACGACUUUGGGUAUGAGGAACUGGUGAAUAAUUUGUUAGAUGAAGAUCCUCUACAAAGUCAUGACGGUGAUGUUGAUAUCCAGGAAAUCGUUGCUGAGAUUGGACAACAGUAUGACAUAUCGGCACAUGACGAAGUUUCUCUUACCCAGAUUACUAAUACGGAUGACGACGCAUAUUCUGCUCUCGAAAAUGCAAUUGGUCAAUUGAAUGAACAUGAUAAAUGUACAAAAAAGAGCUGUGCAAAUUGUGCAAAACCAAGGAGAGUAGAAAAUGUCUCAAGUUUAAAGAAGGGUCAGCACAUAUCGAUGCCGGGCCAAUAUUCCACCAAAUAUGUAAAAGCGGACCGAAAACUGAAAAGAAUGUACGACCACCAUGCCAUUGUUAAAGAAAUUCAAAGUGCGGAAGGUAGUAUAGUUACAAUGGUUCUCAUACAUUUUACAGAUAUUGGUGGAAAGAUAGGAGUGCACGAGGAAACAAAAAAAAUUGAUCUAAGGGAAAAAGAAUUAUAUAUUGUAAACUACGUUUUUUCCAGAUACGACCCAGAUACAAUUGUUGCUAGAGCCGAAUCAAUUCUGACACAAAAUGAGAAAUUCAAAACCUACAAUUUAAUAACAGGCAAUUGCGAACAUUUUGCAACUUGGUGUGUGGCGGGAGAAGGCGAAAGUUUCCAGGUGCAAAGUCUGAGACAAAAAAUUGCAGAUGCUCUUUCUCGAUUAUUUGGUGCCGGAAGCAAAAUUGCAAAGGGUAUACUCCGAUUAUUAUUGGUUUCUUCAGAUGAAAUUGCCAGUGGUCUCAGUAAAGCAGUACCGGAAUUAGUUCUCGGUGGAGCAGCAGCCUUGUAUUUGAUAUACUGUAUUGUAAUGACAAUAUUGCAUGUUAAAGAUUAUAAAAAUGGACAAAUAUGUAGGUCUUGUUUAAAAGGAAGGUUGUUCGACUUGUGGCUGACAUUUGGAGCGUUUGGACUGACAUCAAUCAUAACUUUCCUUAUUUUACACUUUGUUGUUCCUUUAAUGGCACCUGCAGUUGGAAUCCCACUAAUGAUACUAUUAGUUUUACUUGCGCUCGCUUUUCAAAUGACGGCGCCAAGAUUACGAAAAGCGCUGAGCUCUCCAUUUUCUGUUGACCGUGUAAAGGUAAAACAUUUAGGGCAAAUAAAUAUUGGUGAUGUGCUAUCACAUCGCUACUAUGGGGUCAAACAUACAAGUAUUGUAACGGAGGUCAAGGCCGAAAAUGACAAACAGACAAAGGGGCAGAUUCGGUUAGUCCAUUAUGGAUCUUCGGCUUUAUUUGGAACGAGAAAGAUUGUCGAGGAAUAUGUUGAAGUUGAUAUCGAUAAAUCGAGUAUAUAUGUAUUGGACUGCAAACCUUUGUGUACAUUUCCAGCUGACAUGGUUGUAAGUCGAGCGAAAAGUCGAAUUGGCGAGACUAAAUGGGCCAUGUUUUCAAAUCGAUCAGAUCAUUUUUCAUAUUGGGCGAAAGUUCAACAGUACAAUAAUGAUAUCUUUGACGAAAUAUCUAAUGAAGAAAUCAGAAGACCAAUGUCUCGGACAGAAGCAUCACUUUUCAUUGAAAAGAGAGAGAUACAUCGCGUAGAAGAUCUAAAAAUAGGGGACGUUGUUCAAAGCGAUGUUAUUGGAAUAAUUGAUGAUACCGGCAUACUUUCUUCAAUACGGUAUUUGGAUGGCCCAGAAGGACGCAAAUUUGAAAUAGAGGUUUACACAUAUUCGUUUUGGUGGACGACAACUCGGAAAAAAUAUACCGUUGACCUUAAUAAGGAUAGAUUGUACGUAAAAGUAUAUAAUCCCUCACAAUGUCAUACUAUGGAGCAACGUGUGAAAAAUGCGCAAGAAAUUGAGGACGAGACAGGUUCAUGGUGGACCACAGAGGGAUUUAUUGAACAUUGUAUUGAACUAAAAAUGUAUUGAACACUUACCUAUCUUAAAUCAGACAAAACGAGCUUAUGAUUAUAUGUUAUAAUUAAUCAUACGUCUUUUCUCAUAGAAUUACAAACGCACAUAUUUUUUGUGGAUAUAAACUGUUUCGAAGAGUUUAGACAUUUGGUUUCCAGACAAAACUUGAGUUUAAGUGUAUGGAUCUCUAUGAAAUUGUUCAACAAGGUUCCAUACCACAAAAGGAAGGUUGGGAUUGAUUUAAGGGGUUAUGACCCCAUCUGUUUAGGAAUUUGGGGCCAAAAAGUGACAAAAAAACUAGGAUUUUCAGGUUUUCGGACAAUAACUUGAGUAUCAGUCUAUGGAUCUCUAUGAAAUUGUACAACAAGGUUCCAUACUAAAAAAAGAAGGUUGGGAUAGAUUUUGAGGGGUAUGGCCCUAACCAUUUAGGAAAAAAGGGGCCAAAACAAUACUGUUUUAGUACUUUGUACGAAUAGUUAAUUUCUUGACCAAUUUCAAUAGGGUUCAAUUGAAAGUCUUAAAUUCUUGAGGUUCUUUUAUAUGCCGAAUGUAGCAAUGUAUUUAGAUUUUGGAUUUCGCACAAUUAUAGGUAAAUGUCCAAUUUCAUACUUUUAAGUUCUAAGACUACAUUGAUUCUGUGUCGGAGACCUAUCCUAUGUCAAAUAUGUAAUCACAAUCCAAAUCGGAGCUGUAUUGCACAAUUGAUAGACAUUUUAGGUAGAUUCACAGUUGACAAUAGAUUUAGCAUCAAGUUUUAAUUUUAGAGAAGUAAUUAUGUAUAAAUAUAGUUUGAAAUUCACUGUUAUUUCAUUAUUAGAUAUUUUGAAAAAAGUAGUUGAAGUUAAAUGAAGAAGAUUUUUAAAGACAUUGUAUUAGUGAUGACAUAUAUAUUGGAAAUUAAAUUUUUUUUUCAUUUUUUUUGUAAAUUUUUUGAUGGUAGGUUUGUCUGUUAUUCUGUAUAAAUUAACUUUCAGAAAGCUAUAUAUAUAUAUAUAUAUUGGUGAAGCGAGCCCCUUUAAAGAUUUGGCUAAUAUUGUCAAUUAAUAAAUAAAUUAAUUAAAUUCUU